This is a messenger RNA of Lates calcarifer (barramundi perch), 4495 nucleotides long. RefSeq names its product cholinergic receptor, nicotinic, alpha 6 (gene chrna6). Gene Ontology annotation, biological process: monoatomic ion transmembrane transport; chemical synaptic transmission; regulation of membrane potential. NCBI's taxonomy places the organism in Eukaryota, Metazoa, Chordata, Actinopteri, Centropomidae. The record is from RefSeq and is a predicted model, not a curated record. The transcript is spliced from 8 exons. Gene Ontology annotation, cellular component: synapse; postsynaptic membrane; neuron projection. Gene Ontology annotation, molecular function: transmembrane signaling receptor activity; acetylcholine-gated monoatomic cation-selective channel activity. Bases 176 to 1747 code for a protein of 523 amino acids.
GUCAAGUUCGGAUCAGAUCAGGAAGGAGCGCACCGGCAGAGCGAGACAUUCGGCACCAGGGAAGAGACGCACACUUUCAUGCCAUUUGACAUUAUUUCUCCCAUCAUCGAUUAAACACAGAGAUUUCCUUCAGAAAAAAAAGUGAAGAGGAUCCCCAAAGGACGCAGGGGGAGACAUGCAGCCGGCGGCGAGAUGGACUCUGCUGAUUCUCCUCGUGGUUUUGAUAACGCAGGACUGCUUCUCCUCCAAGGCAGAGGACCGGCUGUUCAGGAAGCUGUUCAGAAGAUAUAACCAGUUCAUCAGACCAGUGGAGAAUGUGUCUGACCCUGUCACUGUGGAGUUUGAGGUUUCCAUCUCACAGCUGGUCAAAGUUGACGAGGUGAAUCAGAUCAUGGAAACAAACUUAUGGCUCAGACAUAUUUGGAAUGACUACAAGCUGAGAUGGAAGCCGGCUGAGUUUGAUGGGAUUGAGUUCAUUAGAGUUCCAUCGAACAAGAUUUGGAGACCUGACAUUGUGCUCUACAACAAUGCUGUAGGUGAUUUCCUUGUGGAGGAUAAGACCAAGGCUCUGCUCAAGUUUGAUGGUACCAUCACCUGGGUUCCUCCAGCCAUUUUCAAAUCCUCCUGCCCCAUGGACAUCACCUACUUCCCCUUUGACUAUCAAAACUGCUCCAUGAAGUUUGGCUCCUGGACUUAUGACAAAGCCAAGAUUGACCUGGUACUAAUUGGGUCCAAGGUGAACCUGAAAGACUUCUGGGAGAGCGGCGAGUGGGAAAUCAUUGAUGCUCCAGGCUACAAGCAUGAUAUCAAGUACAACUGCUGUGAGGAGAUCUACCCAGACAUCACCUACUCCUUUUACAUCCGGCGCCUACCACUCUUCUAUACCAUCAACCUUAUCAUCCCCUGCCUCCUCAUCUCUUUCCUCACAGUGCUGGUUUUCUAUCUCCCGUCUGACUGUGGAGAGAAGGUCACGCUCUGUAUCUCCGUCCUGCUCUCCCUCACUGUGUUCUUGCUCGUUAUCACAGAGACCAUCCCCUCCACGUCGCUGGUCAUCCCGCUCAUUGGAGAGUACCUGCUCUUCACAAUGAUCUUCGUCACACUCAGCAUUGUCAUCACUGUGUUUGUAUUGAAUGUACACUACCGCACACCAAUGACCCACACUAUGCCGGGUUGGGUGCGCUCAGUGUUUCUCAAAGUGCUGCCAAGGAUUAUGCUGAUGCGGAGACCGAUUGAUGAAGACAGCAAGGCUGGGGGGUUGGACAGCAGUGGGGAGGCAGGAGGAGCUGGAGGGGGAGGAGGAGGCGGAGGAGGGAAAGGAGGGAAGAAAAGGAAGAAUAGCUUGAUGCAGCAGGUCGGAGGAGGCUCCCUCAACUGUCUGGAGUUUGGGGACAGUAAGGUCUCCUCCAUUGAGGGCUGCACUGGGAAGAAAUGCCCUUGCCCCUGCCAGCAUGGGAAGGAGACUCCAGAGACACCAGACACAGGGAAGAUGUCAUGUCAGUUGAGUCCACAGAGCAUCAAUACAGUGGUGGCCUUUUCUGUGGUUUCACCUGAGAUUAAACAGGCCAUUGAGAGUGUCAAAUACAUCGCUGAGAACAUGAGGAGCCGCAACAAGGCCAAAGAGGUGGAGGAUGACUGGAAGUACGUUGCCAUGGUGAUUGAUAGAAUCUUCCUUUGGGUGUUUGUGACCGUGUGCGUCCUGGGAACCAUGGGCCUCUUCCUCCAGCCGCUUUUUGGCUUCGUCUCAUAACCGCUGACCAACCAGGGUUUUCUUCUACCCUGUGCCAACCAAUCCUGAACAAGUGACUAACUCUCAGUUCUCAGAUGACGAAUCAGAAAACAGAGUUUUGAGUCCUAAAGUCCUAAUUGGUGUGCUGGUUUUGCUUCUUGCCUUUUGUAGAAAGCAGUAUCUACAAAAGCAGUGAAGUUGAGGAAAAAGGUUUUUCAGAGGUUUGAAGGCUGGUCAGUAAACUGUGUAACAGACACAAAGGUUGUAAGCCUUAAUUUUAUGCCUUUUCAGGCUGCUUAUUUUACCAGAGGGGAAAAAAAUGCCAUAGAAACUAAAAAUGCAGACACUGCACUCUGCCCUUGGAUAAUUUUCACAGAAAGCAAGGGGAUAAUGCUAUAUCUACACAGAAAAUAUGUUCUUUCAGCUUUGGUCAAUUGGGACUAGAAAAUUUACUUUAUUUUGUAUAGUAAGAUAGUUCACAAGCAUUACAGACAUAUCACAGUGUAAAUGUCUGUCCAUUUACACUUAAAUCAAUAAAAUAAGUGAAGCUAUAAUUUAACAAUUUAAAUAUUUGAUUUAAAUGUAGCUUAACCACACUUAAUUGCAUAGAUUCCAUCAGAGUCAAAGGGUGAAGUGGUGGUUACAGCUACUCUGCUAAAAUAGUAGAAUUAGCAGGAGUUGAGUUGGGCUUAUUCACUCCUUCCUGACUGGAUUAAUCUGCUGCCUCAUUUAGUUAUAUGCAAUAAUUCAGGGAAUUACUGAAAUGACAUUUCAUCAAAACAGACAGUUGUCAGGUAACAGCGACCAAAAUCAAACAAUAAAUGAAGUUUUAGUUUUAGCUCAAGGUAGUCAUUGCUAACAGCUGGCUUUCAAUUGAUGUAGUUCUCUCACUUUUCCCGUGUAGUUGGCUAUAUCUCUGUGGCAGAGAGUGCAGUAAAUGCUACAUCAUAGCUUAUAGUCCAGAGAUUACACAGAACAGAGUGCAGUUACUGUAACUUGGCCAGCAAUGGAGAGCUGAAGUGUUAAUGUCAUGUCUGGACUAAACUCUGUUCCAAUAGCUUCAGUAAGUCUCUCUGAAGCUGUGUUUCUGGGCUUUUCUCUCCAUAUUCUAAGCUAAAUUGCCAUCCACUACGAUACCUGCUUUCAACCAAGUUAAACAACAAUAACUUUGUCGACACAGAAAAAAACUCUUAUACCCUUAUAAGAGGCAACUACAAUGGUACUUGUAAUGUCAAAACCUGGUUUCAUCCCUAUCCAUAUUCACCAAUGUUCUUCUCUAAAGAUAUUUUUUCAGUGUUCUAAUUGUCAUUUCUGGAGUCAAAUAACUUGUUGUGUUCAGUCCUCUCUGUCCCAUUGUUCCAGUCACCUCUAGCUAACCACAAUCUCUACUAAUGGGCUUGUCUCCUCUGUCCAGCCAUAAUAUUUAUUGUGUAAACAAUUAAACACGAGAAAGCCAGUAUAAUACUAAUAUCCACAUCUACUGUUAAGAAAAGCUCUCUUCCAAAAUUGGAUCUGUCAACCUAUCAAACUUUACCAGGUAGUUUAAAAUAUAUGUGUUUAAAUUUCAUUGUUUGUAGUAUAGUUACAAAGGUCAGUGGGAUUUUUGGGAGUUUUUCAACUUCAGGAACAGAAACCAGAAUUUUCAUUUUCACUUCGGCUCUCUAUACAAAGCAAUUACUGUGGUUUGGUUUCCAUAGCUCCUGCUAAUUUUACACGCUGUCUCUGCGGAAUUUAUUUCUAUGGCAUAGUCAUUUCCAUAUGAUAAAACAGAUGUCAGGAAAGUACAUUCAGGUCUCAACUUAAUUUUGACCAAAUACUGCAUUUCAGCCUUGCAGUGCUGAUUCCUGCAUGGUUUGAAAAGGGUAUAUUAGAACUUGGCUUGGAUCACAACUUGGCACAUCCAUUAGUCCUUCAGGACUGGAACUUGAACAUCCAACAGAUGUUAGUGAACUGGGAACUAUCCACAUCCAGUAGACAUGAUACGAACUCUCUACCGCACAGCACUCAACCCUACAGCAGCUAGUUUAGUCUCCCCCCAUUGAGCUGACUGAUGACUGUCAUACCCAUUCCCCAGUCUGAUUUAUCAAGCUGCUCACUGUCAGAGCCAAUCGCACUCUCUGCUUCUGUGUGACAUUUCCAAUUAGAGUUCAGAUUUCUGGCUCUCUUGGCAACGCUUUUAACAAAUAAGGGCAGGCUGUUCUUCUUUUUGUAAUUAGAAACCAUGUGUUUAUAAAUGUUCUCUCUGAUUAAUGUUCCACAAGGUAAUUGGUUGGCCUGGUAAAUACUGAAUUAAAUGGUACUUGAUUAGUUGCUGAAAUCGCAUUACAUUUAUUAAUUCAUGAGAGGAUUCUAUCAUCCAAUUCCAUGGCUAUUAAUUUAAUCUUUUUUCCUGUCACUUUUGAUUAAGUUUACUAUUAACAGCAAACAUGCACUGCAAGAAACAUGCAUGACAUACAUUUUAAUUGCUUUGACCACAAAUACAUUGUCCUCAGAUUAUAGCACUACAGGAGACUGCUUCAUUUAUUUAAUUUCAUUUAUCUCCUCCCUUUUUGGUUAUAUCUGUCUGUUAUGUUGUGAUGCAUCCAAAAUGCAAAACUCAUGCUGAAGGGAGCAAACAUGUUUGUACAGAUGAUCUUUGACGAACUGAAAAUAAAUGCAAUAUUUCUUCAAAUAAAGUGAAUAGUAUUUGCUGGUAGAUAUAUGCAUGCACACACACACACACACACACACACACUGACACAGAGGGAUUGCUUUGAUAUUUUUGUUGUC